Messenger RNA from Acanthosepion pharaonis, 477 nucleotides. The record is from the annotation of a GenBank genome assembly. NCBI's taxonomy places the organism in Eukaryota, Metazoa, Mollusca, Cephalopoda, Sepiida, Sepiidae.
AUGAUUGAAAUUCUUGACCAGACUCGAUGGAAUUUGCUUUUUUCACUUUACAUUCAUUCCUUCACCUUUUGUCUCUUUUUCUCUUUUUUUCUCUCUUUUUUUUGUCUUUCUUUUUUCUGUCUUUCUUUCUUUUUUUCUCUUUCUUUUUCCUCUCUUUUUUCUCUUUUUUUCUUUUUGUUUUUUUGUCUUUUUCUUUCUUUUUUCUCUCUCUUUUUUCUCUUUUUUUCUUUCUUUUUUCUCUUUUUUUCUGUCUUUCUUUUUUCUCUUUUUCUUUCUUUUGUUUUUUCUCUUUUUCUUUCUUUUCUCUUUUUUCUUUCUCUUUUCUUUCUUUUCUCUCUUUUUCUUUUUUCCUCUCUUUUUCUUUCUUUUUUUCUCUUUUCUUUCUUUUUUCUCUUUUCUUUCUUUCCUCUCAUUUUUCUUUCUUUCUUUUUUCUCUUUUCUUUCAAUUGUUGCCAUUUUUUUUUUCAUUUUUUCUAA